Molecule: messenger RNA, 3734 nt
Organism: Magallana angulata
Lineage: Eukaryota; Metazoa; Mollusca; Bivalvia; Ostreida; Ostreidae
Product: agrin-like
Exons: 23
Coding region: 142-2946 (934 amino acids)
Molecular function (GO): protein binding
Source: RefSeq, a predicted model, not a curated record
UGAUUUAUUGUGCCCUGUUCACGCUGUCUUUUGCUAUAAAAUAAUCUACCCGAAUUAGUCAACCAAAUUCUGCCAAAACUGCGUUCCUGAAUACGUGAAGUUACGUUCUAAGGUUUAUAACAUACUAGUCGGACGUACAACAUGAAAGCAUUGAUAAUUAUAUUAAUCGUCUGCUUGGUUUUUGUUAAUGUUUGUGAUAGCAAGAAAAACAAAGGAAGAAAGAAAUCGAAAUGUGACAAAAAUGACGGCCCGGUUUGUGGAAAAGAUGGAAAAUCGUACAAAAACGAAUGCAAGGCAACCAAGAAAGGGGUAGCGAUAGCAUGCAAUAAGACCUGUCCAUGCGGUCCUUGUAUAUGCACGGCCGAUUACAGCCCGGUCUGUGGCAGAGACGGGAAGACCUAUAGCAACAGCUGUAAUGCAAAGUGCUCAGGCCAAAAGGUUAAAUGCGAGGGCGAGUGUCCUUGUCGAAAGAAGAAGACCUGUGAUAGAUGCUUGAAGAAGAAACAGAAAGAAGUUUGUGGAAAAGACGGCAAAACCUACGUGAACAAAUGUUUGGCGAAAUGCAGUGGCCAGUCCAUUGAAUGUAAAGGCCAAUGUCCUUGUCCAGUUUGCGACUGCUCCAAACCACGGACUGUAUGCCAAACAAACGGCAACUCUUUUCCUGGAGUCAAAUGCUACGACCCCUGCAGGAAGCAAUGCAAAAAGAUUUGGAAGAAGGCCAAGAAAAGCAAGAAACCUAACAAAAAGCCCGGAUCUCGUCGACCCUCAAAGAGGUGUAGAUGUAAAAAGAACAGAGUUCCCGUAUGUGGCGCAGACGGAAAAACAUACGGAAAUAGCUGUAUGGCCAGAUGCAAACGUGUGAAAAUCGUUAGCAGAGGAGAGUGUCCAGAGCUUUGCGCAUGCCCAUUGAAUUAUUUUCCAAUUUGUGGGUCGAAUAACAAAACUUAUGACAACGAAUGCUCUGCGAAGUGCGAAAAACAGUCCGUUCUCUGCAACGGCCAGUGUCCUUGUCAAGAAUUAAAACCCUGUCCCCGAAUCAUUCUACAAGUCUGUGGAACAAACGGAGUAACAUAUGACAAUGACUGUCUGGCAAGUCAAGCAGGCCAGUCCGUGGCUUGUAUGGGGGAGUGUCCGUGUAACGAUAAUCUGGUGCCUUGCCCCAGGAUCAUGAACAAAGUCUGUGGAACGGAUAACAACACAUACAACAACGACUGCCUGGCCAAACAAGCUGGACAAACCAUAGAGUGUACGGGUGAAUGUCCCUGCCCCAGUUCUCUGCUGCCGUGCCCCCGUAUUAUGAACCCUGUCUGUGGUACCGAUGGUCAAACGUACAACAACGACUGCCUAGCAAGACAAGCUGGACAAACAAUAAGUUGUCUAACAGCGUGCCCGUGCGCAGAGGAAACCUUGACUCCAUGUCCCAGAAUAAUGAACAAAGUGUGUGCAGCCGACGGACAGACAUACAACAAUGAUUGUUUGGCCAGGCAGGCAGGCCAGGUGGUGUCUUGUAAUGGAGAUUGUCCCUGCAAAGGAACAGAUAACCUUCAGCCUUGUCCAAGAAUCAUGUUACCCGUAUGCGGAGAGAACGGGCAAACAUACGACAACCAAUGCCUUCUGGAGCAAGCGGGCCAAACACUUUCUUGUUCCGGGGAGUGCCCAUGCAGUGUCACGGGCGGUCUGCGUCCAUGUCCGAGAAUCUAUAAUCCUGUGUGUGGCUCCGAUGGGAAAACCUACAACAACGAUUGUCUAGCUAAACAAGGAGGUGUGCAGGUGCUCCAAGAAGGACGAUGUCCAUGUCUCUGUCAGCUGAUCAGUAAGCCGGUUUGCGGAGAGGACAAUACUACGUACGAUAAUGCCUGCAGCGCCCGGUGCAGUGGUGUGACGGUCGCCUGUGAGGGUCAGUGUCCCUGUCAACGAACCCAGAGGGUCUGUACUAGGGAAUACAACCCAGUAUGCGGAUCAGACGGACAGACCUACAGUAACAAAUGUACUGCUGAAUUACUGGGUCAGACAGUGAGAUGCGACGGGAGCUGUCCGUGUAGAGACGGCCUUACUCUCUGCCCAAGGAUCAUGCUCCCGGUGUGUGGUGCGGAUGGCAGGACGUACAAUAACAGAUGUCUGAUGGAGCAGGCAGGUCAGACCCUGGGCUGUGAGGGAGAGUGCCCGUGUACCGCCAAGGGGAACCUCCGUCCCUGCCCCCGAAUCUAUAACCCGGUGUGUGGCUCGGACGGCAAAACCUACAAUAAUAGAUGUCUUGCACAACAAAGCGGUGUUCAAGUGGCUCAAGACGGUAGAUGCCCUUGUAUAUGUCAGGAGAUAUACAGCCCAGUCUGUGGCUCUGAUGAUAGAACGUACGACAACGCAUGUAACGCUGGAUGCAGUGGUGCGACGGUUGCUUGUGAGGGUCAGUGCCCCUGUCAAACAUCUUUGAAGGCCUGUACCAGAGAAUACAACCCCGUAUGUGGGUCAGAUGGACAGACUUACAGCAAUAAAUGCAACGCCGAAGCUGCAAACGCAGAAAUUGAAUGUAACGGGACCUGUCCAUGUAGAAAACCUUGCAUCUGUCCAUUCAUACUAAGACCAGUUUGUGGUAAAGAUGGAGUGAGUUACGACAACGAAUGUGGAGCAAGAUGCGCUUCUCAGACAGUCGAGUGUGAGGGACAGUGUCCUUGCAAAAAAGCAUGUGCCUGCCCAUUGAUAUAUCUGCCUGUAUGUGGAAUGAACGGGAAAACGUACGACAAUGAAUGCUCGGCAGAAUGCGAUGGCACUGUAAAACAGUGUUCGGGGUCCUGUCCGUGCCCCGAGUCAAAACCAUGCCUUUGUCCUCGCAACCUUGACCCAGUUUGUGGAAGCGAUGGCGUCACUUAUGGGAACGAAUGUCAAGCUCGUUGCUCGAAGCAAUCCGUUGCCUGUAAAGGAGACUGUCCUUGUGCUAUUGUAUCUUAAACAUACCCGGUAUAAUUGUAUCCGCAUAUAUACUUCAAAGAGAGCCGUAAACUGAAUUAUUAAGCGAAAAUGACUACAGCCACCGUUCUAUCGCAUCACGUUUUAGGAUUAUGUCCAAUUUAGUUCCUCAUUAACCUAAGCUUUAUUGUUCUUUCAUCGUUAUUUGUUUUAUGUCUUCCAUAACAAUGUCUGUAUAAAGCAAUUCAAUACACUGUACUGCGCAUCAGCUAUCAUAUUACAUUGUAAAAUGCAAAACAGAAUAGAACAGAAUACUGUAGCUUUAUUAUGCACAAAUCUUUAUAAAUGAUGUUGGAACAAUAUUUUUUUUUCAUUUAGAGCUUGUUUUCAAAACUCUUGUUUAAGUGAACAAUAUAAUUCCAAAUUUGGUUUAUAGAAGGCUAGUUAUUAAGAGAAGUGAAACUGAAGAUCAUUAGUCUUGUACAUGAUACCAAUGCAAGUUUAAUCCCAAGAAGCAUAUUUAAAUACAAAAAUUGGCAAUGUAAAUGUCCUAUCAUGAGAUAAUCAAAAUACAUUAUAAAACCAUUUGCUACAUUAGAAAUAGCAGAGAAAUAUAAUUCUUAUCUGUAAAAUGGAGCAAGAGAAAGUUUGAAAUUCUGUUGACUCUGUUGAAUUCUAUAUGCAGUCUAAUCAAAAGUCCUGUGUUGUUUUGGCGUGUUAGGAUCGUUUUAUUUUUCAUGUCCAUCAAUCACUCAAGCAGAACGAUUUUAUGUCAUCCAUUGUGCAUUGGUUUAAGCAACAACGGCAAAAUAAAUCGUUUUUGAAUUCUU